UAUAUCGAACGCACUCAUUGCACGAACACAAUUGGGGUAUUUCAAGUGCCUUGUAUGUGACCGUAGUUUGUGAAUAGGGUCCAUUCUUCUUGUUUUCACCUGGGUAGUUAGCGGUAGUUUUGAGUGAGAUGACGGCGUCUGCAGGUGAACAGUUCCACCGCAUGACAGAGAAUGUUUACCGGAACACAAUCGAAGGAUUUAAUCCAGAAUUACGGAGCCUCAUUACACUCGGAAGAGCAUAUGAAAAAGCAUCACAAAAUGUCACUCAAGUUGCCAAAGAUUACUACGAUGCGUUGAUGAGAGUUGGAGAACUGGCGAGUGAAAGCAAAAGUGCCAGACAGAUAGGUCAGUCGCUGCUACAAAUUGCUGAAACCUACAAACAAAUAGAAGCUGAACGAGAAAUCACAUUACACGCUUUCAGGAAGGAGCUUCUUAAUCCCAUCGAGGCUAAGAUUGAAGAGGAUUGUAAGGCGCUACUCCAAGCUCAGAAGACGUACCAGAAUGAGAAUAAAGCAAAAUCUGAGGCUGUUGACAAGUGUAGGACUGAGUUGAAGAAGAUUCAGAAAAAGGCAUCCAAGAACCACAGCGAGAAGUACGUAGAGAAAGAGCAGAAGAGCUCGGAGGAGUUACAGCAUCUCACGAAACAGCUUUAUGACUUCCGUAAUGAGGGUCUUAGAGAUGUGUGGUCCAAGGAGAGAAAACGAUAUUGUCACGUCGUGGAGAGAUACUGUUCCCUCAUUAAGAAUGACUCGGCGUUCUACAGCAAAGCUCAGAGUGUUCUCCGACAUCGGAUGCCAAAAUGGACCGAGUCCUGUGCCAAAGUAGAGAAGCUCACCGAGGAAUGCGAAGACACACUCAGCACUGUGUACUCUGGCCCCCUGGGAAAUCCACUUCAGAUGGAAUUAAGAAGCUCCAAACGUCUCUACGAGCGCAACAUCCUGCUCGCACAGAGCGAGGGACACAAAGGGAAAGAAAAGGUUCCAACGCCAGGGCAGUCUCAUGAGGCACCAGAGCGACCUUCUUCAACCGACAUGACCGACGCCCAUUCCUCUGCCAAUUACUGCAGUGCCACCUUGCCCAACCCUAAGAGAGAUAAAGGCUCUGGGAUCCGCCACACUAAAUCCAUGAUCCAACAUAUCCCCCAGGGAGGUGUUAGUGUAACAUCAUUGCCACGGAAUUCCUUCUUACGCAGAGUAUCCGAAGGUGGGGAUAAUAUCUCCGCGGACGUCCAGAAACUGACCAAAGUACAAGCCAUGUACAGUCACAUUGCCAGCACUGAAAGUCAACUCAACUUCAACGAGGGUGAUAUCAUCGGACUGGUCGGACCAAAGAACAACGGCUGGUACUAUGGACACAAUUACCACUCCAAGAGAAGCGGCUGGUUCCCAAUAGCUUAUACCCACCCUGUACAGACCAAUGAUAAUGAACAGAAUGGAAGCAGAAGCCCAUCGACUCAUGUGACUCAGAAUCCACUAUCAACUAGUACCCCGCCUCCCCUUCCUCCACUCUCCAGCAACCCAGCCUUCAACAAAGGCAUGGCAGCCAGCUUGGACAACAUACUGGAUGGCAGGAACCAGUACCCGUCACCAGACUAUGGCGGUGGCAGGAACAGCCCCGGUGUGGCACCUGCGGCCUCUACCAUGUCUUUACCGCACUCUCUACUGCAAGGGGCACAUACUAACCACGCACAUCAGGCUGAAGGUCACCAUGGAACAGAGGGUACCAACGGCAUCGGUCAUAGGUCACCAACCAGCAGUAUCUCUAGCUCUGCCUCUAUGCCGUCUCAACCAUCCAGAGAUAAUGCCAGCAUUGAGGAAGAAGAUAGCUCUGUUUUUUCGAGCGUACAGCUACGCAGGACCGUCACAAACGACCGCUCGGCCCCUCUCAUCCCAAAGGACUACUCAAUGAAUGAGCUCCCAAGCGAUUCUAAGUAGUUUACACUUUGCAAAGUGGAAUAUUGAGAAAGUCUGAAAUGAGUUAAGAGAUGUAAAAAAGAAAAAAAAGGAAAAUGCGAAAUAGGAGAAGCUAUGCACAACUCAGGUAAGAAGCCCAUCAACAUGCUUGUGCCUGGACCUACCUCCUAAAGAAGUUCAGACUCGUACAAAGUGACAAUCAACUCUUCCACCAAGUGCCUUCCAAGAUUGAUCAAAUUGAAGAGGUUAUAUACAAAUCUUUAUAUAUGUAUAAACAAAUAUAUAUAUUGUACGAUUAUUGAUUACUUUUUAUGCACAAUUUUAUAUAACAUUUAUUUUUCACAACUCAACAAUGGAUAUUCUAAGGGCAAAUUUUUGUAAAAGCACUCUUUGUAAAGGACCACAUGCAGUAGUUUAGAAGCAACUCAAGUUCUAACUUUUGUAACCCAUUCUGUGUGAACCACUUUCUCUUUUUGUACAUGAUUGAUCUAACCCGGAUGUAUUAACUCGUUUUUUCCUAUUGAUUUGAAGCUGAACAACUUUAUUUAUUCCAAAAAAACAAAACCUUACUUGGUCAGUAACCCACGGAAUAAUAACAGAUAUAUAAAGAGAUAACAACAUAUGUACACAAAUAGAUAAAAACACAAUCUAACAUGAUAUAAUCCUGCCAAAUAGGAGACAAAAAUUAAGUUGCCUUAAUAGCCUUUGAGAAAGACUCUGCUAGGGUCAAAGUAUCAGGCCUCCAACUAUUUUUGUUCCAUUCAGAAAUUAAAGAUAUUUAUUACCAUCUUGUGAAAACCGUAUGAUUUUAGGCAGCUCUUUUCCUUUAUAAGGAAUUUAUUUAGUGCUUGUCCGAAAAAAAAAAAUUCCACAAUGUUGAUUUGGGUGCACUUGGUUUUGGGGUCAUUAAAACCAUUCAUUCUGUAAAAUCAUCACCAUACGCCCAGACUUAUGAUAAUCUUUUGUAUUUUUUGCACCGCUAUUUUCAGGUAAAAUGUCAGGAAAAUAAGAAACAGAAAUACAUGGUUUUGUUUUUAGGGUUUCAGAUUCUAUGUUUACAUAGGAAAAGUUGGGAAAUGUAAAUUCAGUUCAAAACCUUUUCCUGGAUCCCAUUGCGGCUGUUUGCUCUAAGCAUUUCGAGUGCAAGCCACUUGCAGCCGUUUUGGUCUCUUAAAGGCAGUGGACACUAUUGGUAUUUACUCAAAAUAAUUAUUGGCAUAAAACCUUUCUUGGUGACGAGUA
Messenger RNA from Asterias rubens (European starfish), 3155 nucleotides. RefSeq names its product brain-specific angiogenesis inhibitor 1-associated protein 2-like. Gene Ontology annotation, cellular component: cytosol; nucleoplasm. Lineage: Eukaryota; Metazoa; Echinodermata; Asteroidea; Forcipulatida; Asteriidae. The transcript is spliced from 17 exons. Gene Ontology annotation, biological process: actin crosslink formation; positive regulation of actin filament polymerization; actin filament bundle assembly. Gene Ontology annotation, molecular function: protein binding. Bases 129 to 1934 code for a protein of 601 amino acids. The record is from RefSeq and is a predicted model, not a curated record.